Molecule: messenger RNA, 1445 nt
Organism: Nematostella vectensis (starlet sea anemone)
Lineage: Eukaryota; Metazoa; Cnidaria; Anthozoa; Actiniaria; Edwardsiidae
Exons: 1
Coding region: 61-1098 (345 amino acids)
Biological process (GO): proteolysis
Molecular function (GO): serine-type endopeptidase activity
Source: RefSeq, a predicted model, not a curated record
UUUUACUCAAGGGUUUGUUUUCGCGAUUUCUUCACACGGUCUUAGACUCGUAGGGCGACGAUGGCGAAUAUACCUGCGAACCGAAGACUUUCUCGCGGCCGAAAAUUCCUUUAUCAAAGCGAAGUCGAGAAGUUCCUCCACGAGGACCCGAGUUCGCGGAAGAAAUUUCUAUCCUUGCUGCCAAUUGCGGAAAACACAAAGGCGAAACUCUGCAAGAAUGAAAGCCUGAGCGAAGUGUUGGAGAAAUUGGAGGAGUAUAGCUCGGGUGUCUGCCGUAUUGUCGUUGCAACUCCAAGCUCGAAGUUUAAACACGUAGGCACUGGGAUAUACAUGGGCGAAGGCUGGGUGCUAACGACUUCACAUGUGAUCCGCAACCGAGAGCAAGUGGAAAACGCAAGCUGUGUUUUCUCGUUUGGAGGGGUGACCCUAAUGUUCGCUGCUCAAGAGAGGAGAGCAGUAGUUUACCGUAUGGUCCCACCAGGUCGAAGGCCUGACUACCGCAAUCGAGACUUGACUCUGAUCAAACUCGGUGUUCAGUACACAGGUCUGCGCAAGAAACAGGAGAACACGACCUGGGAGAGAGAUGAGCAGGAACUACUGACGCGACUUAAACCGUUCGACUUCAGGAACCUGGUUAAAGGAGACGAUAACAUGCCUCGCCAGGGGGACCUCCUCUGUGCCAUCUUCCACGGCAAAAACACUGAUAGCUUGAGAUUCCAAGUCUCCAUCGGGGUGCCUGACACCUAUACAAUCCUUAACACACAAGUCCUGAAACUCUCCGGCGGCUUCGACGCCGCAGUGUCCGGUUCACCGCUGAUUGUACGCCGAGAUGGGGAAUAUUCCUUAAUGGGGAUCCUCUUUGCCGGGGCGUAUUACAACGCCGGUGGUGGCUUAUACGCAUACACUGGCGAAGGGCUAGUCUUCAAUGCAGACAUCCUGGAGAGCGUCACAGUGGGAAUGAAAGGUGUUGAUAAAAUGGGCACUAUUCAAAUGUAUAGCGUUAAUGUUCCGUUUGACGAGCGCGCUAAGCUUCUCACACAAAAAUCGGUGUACCGAGCCGCGGAGCUGGCAGUUAACAGCAGAAUUCUUAUACUGUAAAGCACUACAAGGCUUGCAGGAAACCACAUAUUUCUAGCACUGAUUUAAUAAGGAAGAGCUUAGGUGUAAAAAAGCGAUUUCUGAUUUCUAGCCACGCGCGGAUGUAGCGUUUAGAAAGAAAUGAAUGAACACUCAAAUCUUGAAGUGCAAAACUGUCUGGAAACUUAAUGAAGCUAGCAGCUUGCUUCCUUUUAAAUUUGAAAAUACAAGGGAUAACUCCCGUGAAAAAUAUUGCUUAUUCAUAAAAAGUAUAAUAAAAAAAAUAAUAAGUCCAGCAAUUCCCACCACGGUUUAAAUACACACUGUAAUACAAAAGGUUCCGAAAUAUAUCCUGUUCCAUAUCAAAA